Pteronotus mesoamericanus is the source of this 2271-nucleotide messenger RNA. It is a transcript of the gene TRPV2, whose product is annotated as transient receptor potential cation channel subfamily V member 2. The record is from RefSeq and is a predicted model, not a curated record. Gene Ontology annotation, molecular function: protein binding; calcium channel activity. Gene Ontology annotation, cellular component: plasma membrane. The coding region runs from base 1 to 2271 and encodes 756 amino acids. Gene Ontology annotation, biological process: calcium ion import across plasma membrane. Lineage: Eukaryota; Metazoa; Chordata; Mammalia; Chiroptera; Mormoopidae. The transcript is spliced from 14 exons.
AUGGCCACGCCCUCCAGCCCACCUGCCUUCAGGCUGGAGACAUAUGAUGGAGGCCAAGAAGAUGGUGCUGAUGUGGACAAAGGAAACCUGGGCAGCGGGCAUGCGGCGCCUCCCAUGGAGUCACCGUUCCAGGGCGAAGACCGGGACUUCCCCCCUCAGAUCAAAAUAAACCUCAACUACAAAAGGAAAGUAGGUUCCAGCCAGCAGGACCCAAACCGCUUUGACCGUGACCGGCUCUUCAGCGUGGUUGCCCGAGGUGUCCCUGAGGAUCUGGCUGGGCUACCAGAGUACCUGCGCCGUACCUCCACGUACCUCACCGACACGAAGUUCACAGAGGGCUCCACCGGGAAGACGUGUCUGAUGAAGGCUGUGCUGAACCUUCGGGAUGGGAACAACGCCUGCAUCCUGCCGCUGCUGCAGAUCGACCGGGACUCCGGCAACCCCACGCCCCUGGUUAACGCACAGUGCACAGAUGAGUACUACCGGGGCCACAGUGCCCUGCACAUCGCCAUCGAGAAGAGGAGCCUCCAGUGUGUGAAGCUGCUGGUGGAGAAUGGUGCCAACGUGCAUGCCCGGGCCUCUGGCCACUUCUUCCAGAAGAAAAGCCAGGGGGCUUGUUUCUAUUUUGGUGAGCUGCCCCUCUCGCUGGCGGCAUGCACCAAGCAGUGGGAUGUGGUCGCCUACCUACUGGAGAACCCACACCAGCCUGCCAGCCUGCAGGCUGCCGACUCACUGGGCAACACCGUCCUGCACGCGCUGGUGAUGAUCGCAGACAACUCGGCUGAGAAUAGUGCACUGGUGGUCCGCAUGUACGACAGGCUCCUCCAAGCGGGAGCCCACCUCUGCCCCACCGUGCAGCUGGAGGACAUCCCCAACCUGCAGGGCCUCACGCCCCUGAAGCUGGCCGCCAAGGAGGGCAAGAUGGAGAUUUUCAGACACAUCCUGCAGCGGGAGUUCUCGGGGCCAUGCCAGCCCCUUUCCCGAAAGUUCACUGAGUGGUGCUACGGGCCCGUCCGGGUGUCGCUGUAUGACCUGGCCUCCGUGGACAGCUGGGAGGAGAACUCAGUGCUGGAGAUCAUCGCCUUCCACUGCCGAAGCCCGCACCGGCACCGAAUGGUGGUUUUAGAGCCGCUGAACAAACUGCUGCAGGCAAAAUGGGACCUGCUCAUCCCCAGGUUCUUCUUCAACUUCCUGUGCUACCUGAUCUACAUGCUCAUCUUCACCGCUGUUGUCUACAACCAGCCUGCCCUGGAAAAGGCCGUCCUCCCCAUGAAAGUGACGGCUGGAAACUCCAUGCUGCUGCUGGGCCACAUCCUGAUCCUGCUUGCGGGGGUUUACCUCCUCGUGGGCCAGCUGUGGUACUUCUGGAGGCGCCGGCUGUUCAUCUGGAUCUCCUUCGUGGACAGCUACUUUGAAAUUCUCUUCCUGGUCCAGGCCCUGCUCACGGUGCUGUCUCAGGUGCUGUGUUUCCUGGCCAUUGAGUGGUACCUGCCUCUGCUUGUAUCCUCGCUGGUGCUGGGCUGGCUGAACCUGCUUUACUAUACGCGCGGCUUCCAGCACACAGGCAUCUACAGCGUCAUGAUCCAGAAGGUUAUUCUGCGGGACCUGCUCCGCUUCCUUCUGGUCUACUUAGUCUUCCUUUUUGGCUUCGCUGUAGCCCUGGUGAGCCUGGGCCGGGAGGCGCAGGGCCCCGCAGCCCCCACAAGGUCAAAUGCCACAGAGGCCGCGAGGGAUGAGGAGGGCGGCUCAGCCCCGUACAGUGGCAUCCUGGACGCUUCCCUGGAGCUCUUCAAGUUCACCAUCGGCAUGGGCGAGCUGGCCUUCCAGGAGCAGCUGCGCUUCCGCGGGGCUGUGCUGCUGCUGCUGCUGGCCUAUGUGCUGCUCACCUACAUCCUGCUGCUCAACAUGCUCAUCGCCCUCAUGAGCGAGACUGUCAACAGUGUCGCCACUGACAGCUGGAGCAUCUGGAAACUGCAGAAAGCCAUCUCUGUCCUGGAGAUGGAGAACGGCUACUGGUGGUGCAGGAGGAAGAAGCAGCGGACGGGUGUGAAGCUGACAGUUGGCACCAGGCCAGACGGUAGCCCCGACGAGCGUUGGUGCUUCAGGGUGGAGGAAGUGAACUGGGCUGCCUGGGAGCAGACGCUGCCUACGGUGUUCGAGGAGCCUUCAGGGCCCGGCACCACGAAGAACCACACCCUGGCCUCCCAAGCCGGGGAGGACAGUGCCUUGGAGGAAGACCGUCUUCCCCUCCAGGUCCUGAAGUCCAACUAA